CGGCAUAACCCCCUCCAGCAGCCAAACCUACUCCCAAUCCGACAUCAUCAGCGCGCUCUCGUCCGCGCGGGACGGCUACGCCCCGGUGCUGUCCUGUGGGCUUGUGAGGAGGGAGUGUGAGUGGAUGAGGCGGUCUUUGUUUGAUAUUAGAGGAUGUGGAUGCUGUUAUCAUGGAUAGAGGAUAUACGACUACGCUAUGCAGAGAUCAUAAGGGGGGAAUUUCCCCGUUUUCAAACCAGCCUGCACAAACAAAACGCUUCCCCUGCCGACCUUUUCUUGCGACUUACCAGACACAUACAUGUUUCCCAGAGAGCAGUGAGGGACAAGGACAUCGUUGCAUGUAUAGCCCCAUGCAACACCCAGGAGAAACGAAAAUUCAUCAUCGGAAGAGGAGCAGAGGAAAGAAGUGAUCACUUGAUAUCGCAAUAUCUCGCUAAAACCAACCGGCCAAACGUUAAAGCACAACACCACCUCCCAGGUUUGAGGACAACAAUGAAUAAAGACAACCAAUUCCAAACUCUCGCGGUUGUAUCUGUGAUUUCCCCCCCGAAACACCCUCCUCGGAGGAAGAAGGAAAGAGGGUGGCAAAAAGUAAUUUGCUUUCCUCUCAUUCCCUCACUCCCUGCCCGCCUGUAUGUAAAUAAAAAAGUUUUCCCCAUCAUGUCAAAUCCCAUUGGUCGUCGUCGUAUUUCCCUUUUCACUCUCUUUGUGUCGUUGAUCAUCGUCGCCUUGCGAGGGAAGUAAAGAAAGAUGUAUGUUUCCUCCUUCCUUCCUUCUCCUGCUGCCAAAAAACACCCCAGAAUACGAAAAUUCCGCUCUCCCCAUUUGGAGAGAGCGCAGAAGAAAUAAGAUACGAAAAAAGCGCACCGGACCGGUGCGCAAAAAUAUCCCCACAACUCUCGUCGAAGAGAGAGAGAGGAAGAAGGACGCGUUCGCAAUAAUGAUCCAAAAGGCAGAACGCGCCCUGUUUUGGUUGGUUGGGUAGGUUGGUGCUCCUGCCCAG
Molecule: messenger RNA, 1003 nt
Organism: Dissoconium aciculare CBS 342.82
Lineage: Eukaryota; Fungi; Ascomycota; Dothideomycetes; Mycosphaerellales; Dissoconiaceae
Exons: 2
Coding region: 154-744 (196 amino acids)
Source: RefSeq, a predicted model, not a curated record